GUCCGUAAAACCUCGAUGGCCGAGAAACAUUCAGCGGCAGCGCGCGCGGACGAGGCGGCCCUGACUUUUGUUACCCCUGAGACUUCCUGAAGGACCCGGAGCGAAGGAGGAAGCCAGGAUACGGUGCAAGAGGAGUGGAGGACCCGCCAGAGGACUCCAAGAGGAUGCCUUCUGACCUGGAGGAGGCGGAGUACGCGGAGGAGGAGGAGGAGCAAGGAGAAGGAGAAGAAGGUGAGGAGGAACAGGGAGACUCCAAUGAAGAGGAACAGGAUGAAGAGUGGAGUGGUGGGAAGAGAAAGAGGAAAAAGAGCAAGAAGAGGAAGUCCUCACGUGGGGAACGAGGGCGUAAGAAGCGCAAGAAGAAGGACGAGAGUGAGAGUGAGGGUGAGUAUGAGGAAGACGGCCAGCGAGUGGACUCUGACUACAAUGCUGAGGAUGCUUCCCGGGGCAGGGGGCGCGGCAAGGGGCGGGGCCGGCCCUCCGCCCCCGCUGCCACACCCCUCCAGGAGAAUAAUGAGCAGAAUGGCGGAGGGGACCAGAUGCCGACCGUGGCAGAGGUGUGCGAGAGCUUCAGCUUGAAUGAUGUGCAGAUAGAGUACUCAGACAAUGACUACCAGACCCUGACCACCUACAAGCUCUUCCAGCAGCACGUGCGACCUCUCUUGGCCAAGGAAAACCCGAGGGUCCCCGUGUCCAAGCUGAUGAUGCUGGUGGCUGCCAAGUGGAGGGAGUUCACAGCCAGAGGACAGGAGGAUGAGGAGGAGGAAGAGGAGGAGGUUGCAGAGGAAGAAGAACCUGAACCAGAGCCUGUCCAAAUUGUUCCCAAGGGUCGAGGACGUCCGAGGAAGUCCAAGGUUGACGAGGAGGCCGAGGAGGAGUUCGACGAUGACAGCGAAGGCCUAGGCAAGAAGAAGCGCGGCCGCAAGCGCACCACUACUGCUGAGAGCAAGGCCAAGAAGGGAGGGAAGGUGCCCACGCUCAAGAUCAAGUUGGGGAAGCGGAAGAAGGACACCUCGGUGAGUCUGGAGGACGACUCUAGUCAAGACAGUGAUGCUGAGUUUGAACAGAUGUUGGCUGAGGCGGAGGACAUGAACAAGGCUGAAGACGAAGCCGAGCAGACCACCGGGCCCAAGAACAAGAAGAAGAGUAAGAUAGGAAGCAGGAGUCGCCGUAGGAAGCGCAUGAAGGCCAAGGACGAAGACGGCUAUGAGACUGACCACCAGUCUCCCCCCAACCAGGACUACUGUGAAGUGUGCCAACAAGGGGGUGAAAUCAUCCUCUGUGACACUUGCCCCAAGGCCUACCACUUAGUGUGCCUUGAGCCUGAACUUGAGGAGGCCCCAGAGGGCAAGUGGUCUUGCCCCACUUGUGAGGCCGAGGGGGUCAAGGAAGAGGAUGAACAUUUGGAGUACUGCAAGGUUUGCAAGGUCAGUAGCGAAAAGGAUGGCGGAGAGCUGCUGUGCUGCGAUUCAUGCGUCAAUGCCUAUCACACGUACUGCCUGUCACCUCCGCUGUUUGAGGUGCCAGAUGGAGAAUGGACCUGCCAGCGGUGUGCCUGUGAGCCCCUCCCUGGGCGCGUGCAGAAGAUCCUGUUCUGGAGGUUUGUGGAUCCACCAAAGCCUCCGGAGAACUGGAAGGAAAUCGUCGGGGAGACCAAGGUCGAGAAGUACCAGUUCAAGCAGCUGAGGGAGUUCCUGGUGAAGUGGGUGGACAUGUCUUACUGGCACUGCUCCUGGAUCUCCGAGCUGAUGCUGGACGUUUACCACCCUCAGAUGUUGAGGUCCUACUUUAAGAAGUUUGACCCUGACGAGCCGCCCACCCCUGGCAUUGAUGAUGAUGAUGAGCUUGGGUCACAGCGCCGCCACAAGAAGGAGUAUGAUCCGAACUCCCUGGAGGAAAGGUACUACAAGUAUGGCAUCAAGUCCACCUGGCUCAAGAUCCACCGAGUCCUGAACCACCGGACGCUGCGAGACGGUACCAUUCAGUACCUUGUCAAGUGGCGCGACCUUCCCUACGACCAGGCCACAUGGGAGGACGAGGACGAGGAGAUUGUCGGUCUCAAAACUGCCAUUGAGUUCUACCAUGACCUGCGUGCUGCCUGCAAUGCCGAUGUUGGCAAGAACAAGAAGGGGAAGAAGAAGGGCAAGUCCAGGACACGAGAACUGGGUGACGAGGACCGUGAGCCGUCAUCCCCGCGUCGCUACACUCCCCCGCCUGAGAAGCCAACCACCAACCUCAGCAAGAAGUGGGAGAAACAGCCGGACUAUAUCGAAAUGACCGGCCUCUCCCUUCACGAGUACCAGCUGGAGGGAGUCAACUGGCUUAGGUACUCUUGGGGCCAGGGAACAGACACCAUCCUGGCCGACGAGAUGGGUCUGGGUAAAACCAUCCAGACCAUUGCCUUCCUUUACUCCCUGUACAAGGAGGGGCACUCUAAGGGGCCCUUCAUUGUGGCCGUCCCGCUGUCCACCAUCAUCAACUGGGAGCGAGAGUUUGAGAUGUGGGCGCCGGAUUUCUAUGUGGUGACCUACGUGGGAGACCGAGACUCCAGGACGAUGAUCCGAGAGCACGAGUUGUCCUUUGAGGAGGGAGCCGUGCGCAGCGCCUCCAAGGCCACGCGCAUCCGCACCACCAACGUCAAGUUCAAUGUGCUGCUGACCUCCUACGAGAUGAUAUCCAUGGACCAGGCUUGUCUCGGCUCCCUGGAGUGGGCGUGUUUAGUGGUGGAUGAAGCGCAUAGGUUAAAGAGUAACCAGUCCAAGUUCUUCCGUGUAUUGAACCAGUACAACAUCUUGUACCGCCUGCUGCUGACGGGAACGCCCCUGCAGAAUAACCUGGAGGAGCUGUUCCAUCUCCUGAACUUCUUGUGUCCGGAGAAGUUCAACGAUUUGUCAGCCUUCCAGAAUGAAUUUGAAGACAUUGCCAAGGAAGACCAAAUCAAAAAGCUCCAUGACUUACUGGGACCUCACAUGCUCAGGAGGUUGAAGACUGAUGUGCUGAAGAACAUGCCAACCAAGUCUGAGUUCAUCAUCCGUGUGGAGCUCUCGCCACUCCAGAAGAAAUACUACAAAUACAUCCUGACCAGGAACUUUGAGGCCCUCAAUUCUAGAGGCGGUGGCCAGCAGGUGUCUCUUUUGAACAUCGUGAUGGACCUGAAAAAGUGUUGCAAUCACCCAUACCUGUUCCCUGCUGCCUCUGAGGAGGCCCCAAAGCUCCCCAAUGGCAUGUAUGUCACCAAGGACUUGGUCAAGGCCAGCGGCAAGUUCACGCUUCUGGAGAGCAUGUUGGAAAAGCUAAAGCGAGAUGGUCAUCGAGUGCUAGUUUUCUCCCAGAUGACAAAAAUGUUGGAUGUUUUGGAAGAUUUCUGCGAAGGUCUGGGUUACAAGUACGAGAGGAUUGACGGAGGCAUCACCGGCUUGGCUCGACAGGAGGCCAUUGAUAGGUUCAAUGCACCUGGAGCCCAGCAGUUCAUUUUCUUGCUCUCCACGCGUGCUGGUGGCUUGGGGAUCAACUUGGCCACAGCCGACACUGUCAUCAUUUACGAUUCUGACUGGAACCCCCACAAUGACAUCCAGGCCUUCUCUCGAGCCCAUCGUAUCGGUCAGGCCAACAAGGUGAUGAUCUAUCGGUUCGUGACACGUAACUCUGUGGAGGAACGAGUGACUCAGGUGGCCAAGCGAAAGAUGAUGUUGACUCACUUGGUGGUGCGGCCAGGCAUGGGCGGCUCGAAGUCCACCAACUUCUCCAAACAAGAGUUGGACGACAUUCUUAGGUUCGGUACUGAGGAGCUGUUCAAGGAGGAGUCUGGGAAGGAGGACGAAGCCAUCCACUACGACAACCAGGCCAUCGAGGAGCUCCUGGACCGCAGCAAGGAGGGCAUCGAGCAGAAGGAGAACUGGGCCAACGAGUACCUCAGCUCCUUCAAGGUGGCUUCCUACGUCACCAAGGAAGGAGAGGAGGAGGAAAUGGAGGAUGUGGAAGUGCUGAAACAGGAGGCCGACAACACCGACUCACAGUACUGGGAGCGCCUCUUACGGCACCACUUUGAGCAGCAGCAGGAGGAUCUCGCUCGCACGCUGGGCAAGGGCAAGCGUGUCAGGAAGCAGGUCAACUACAAUGACGCAGCAGAUGGCCGCGAGGACCUCACCUGGCAGGAACAAGGCUCGGACUACAACUCGGACUUCUCGCUACCGUCUGACAAUGACAACGAUGAUGAAUUUGACGAGAAGAAUGAAAUCGAUGGCAACAGACGCUCACGACGCAGGGGAGAUCGCCAUGACCGGGACCGUCCUCUGCCGCCCCUGCUGGCGAGGGUUGGCGGCAACAUUGAGGUACUUGGUUUUAACGCGCGCCAGCGGAAGUCAUUCCUCAACGCUGUCAUGCGGUACGGUAUGCCACCUCAGGAAGCCUUCAACUCUCAGUGGUUGGUGCGUGACCUUCGAGGGAAGAGCGAGAAGUGUUUCCGAGCGUACACAUCCCUGUUCAUGCGGCACCUGUGUGAGCCGGGCAACGACAACGCCGAAACAUUUGCCGACGGUGUUCCUCGCGAAGGGCUGAGCCGCCAGCAUGUGCUCACCAGGAUCGGCGUCAUGUCGUUGAUCCGAAAGAAGGUAUCAGAAUUCGAGACCAUAAACGGCCACUACUCCAUGCCAGAAGCCAUCCACAAGCCGGUGGAGCCUAUAGUGGGAGACAAGAGCAACGGAACCUCAGCCUCUGGCACUCCAGCAACCAGUGUCACACCCUCUCCGGCACCGUCAGUCAAGGGAGAGGUGGAGGAGAAGGAGGAAGACAAGAAAGAAGAAAAGGAGAAAACGGAGGAGAAAGAAAAGGAAGAAAUCAAAGAAGAAGAGCCAGAAAAGCAGGAGGCAAAGGAAACCGAGGAGAAGAAGGAAGAGGUAGCGACAGAAGUGAAGAAGGAGAAAGACAAAGAGGAAGAAGUAGUGGCUGUUGAAAAGGAAGACGAGACCGAAGAGAAAAAGCCUGCGGAAGAAGCCGAGAAGACCGAGAAGGCUGAGGAAGUUGUCAAAGAGGAGCAGGAGGCGGAGGCAGAAGAGAAGGAGGAGGAGAAGGCAGAGAAGAAGGAAGAGAAGCCGGCGACUGACGGGGACGAGAUCAAAGAAAUCACUCCUGAAACACAAGAGAAAGCGGAGGGUGAAAAGACUGAAGAAAAGAAAGAGAAAACAGAGAAGAAGGAAGAAGAGAAGGAAACAACCGUGAAGACCGAGGAUGAGAAGAAGGAGGAGGAGACCAAAGAGAAGGAAGGGGAGAAGGACAGUGAGAAGAAGGACGAGAACAAAAAGAAGGAGAUUGAGCCGAUUUCAAAGAGAAAGUUCAUGUUCAAUAUUGCCGACGGAGGCUUCACCGAGCUUCACACGCUGUGGCAGAACGAAGAGAAGGCUGCUGUGCCCGGCCGGGAAUGCGAGAUCUGGCACCGCAGGCACGACUACUGGCUGCUGGCGGGCAUCGUGACGCACGGGUACGGCCGCUGGCAGGACAUCCAGAACGACAUGCGCUUCGCCAUCAUCAACGAGCCCUUCAAGAUGGACGUGGGCAAAGGCAACUUCCUGGAAAUCAAAAACAAGUUCCUGGCGCGAAGAUUUAAACAGUUGCUGGAGCAGGCGCUAGUGAUUGAGGAGCAGCUGCGACGCGCGACGUUCCUCAACCUGCAGCAGGACCCACACCACCCCGCCUGCGCCCUCAAUGCUCGCUUUGCUGAGGUGGAGUGCUUGGCUGAAUCUCACCAGCACCUCAGCAAAGAGUCAUUGGCUGGCAACAAACCUGCCAAUGCUGUGCUCAAUAAGGUGCUCAACCAGCUGGAGGAGCUGCUGUCGGACAUGAAGUCAGAUGUGACACGGCUGCCAGCCUCCCUCGCUCGCAUCCCACCGGUUGCCCAGAGGCUGCAGAUGUCCGAGAGAUCCAUCCUGUCCCGUCUGGCCUCCGGGGCGGGUAAUUUGGACAAAAACAAUCAAGGUGCAGGUCCCGAGACGACUCCCUUCCCAGUGGGCUACUCCCCUGCCGGUCAGCUGCCAAAUCUGGGCAACACCACCUUUGCCAACUUCAGACCUCAGUACUCCCUUCCCGGCGCUGCUACAACCCCAGGUGCUGUGCAGGCUGCCUUCCCAGGUGGGACAAACAUGCCUGGGAGUUUGGCAAACCUGAGUGCCAGUCUGCACAUGCUGACGGCCUCCAACCCCCUGAUGGAGCAGCAGCCGCCCACCUCCCACUCCGGCACGAUCUCUGCCGCCACACGAGCGUCUCUUCUUCUUCACCAGCAGCAGCAGCAGCAGCAUCUUCAGCAGCAGUCACCAGACACCAAAAACUUAAUAUAUUUGGACUAAGGACUGAAAUUCAGUUAAUUCCAUGUUCACAACGGUUCCCCCAGCAAACCGAACUUUAGUCAUUCCGUGCUGACGAGAAACUUCUGAGUUGUCGUAAUGCCAUCAAUGUUUAAAGCACUUUUAGUAGAUCUCACGUACAUCUUAGAGCAGCAGAUUUUUAUUGUGCUUUGAGAUGUCUAUGGUUAUGGUAAGAUUUUUAUGUAAUGUGGAUUAAAUGGUAAUAAAUAUACCAAACCA
Messenger RNA from Eriocheir sinensis (Chinese mitten crab), 6575 nucleotides. RefSeq names its product chromodomain-helicase-DNA-binding protein Mi-2 homolog (gene Mi-2). The record is from RefSeq and is a predicted model, not a curated record. Lineage: Eukaryota; Metazoa; Arthropoda; Malacostraca; Decapoda; Varunidae. The transcript is spliced from 35 exons. Bases 165 to 6338 code for a protein of 2057 amino acids. Gene Ontology annotation, molecular function: chromatin binding; ATP-dependent chromatin remodeler activity; DNA binding. Gene Ontology annotation, biological process: chromatin remodeling; negative regulation of transcription by RNA polymerase II. Gene Ontology annotation, cellular component: nucleus; chromatin.